This is a messenger RNA of Trifolium pratense (red clover), 1116 nucleotides long. RefSeq names its product ATP-dependent Clp protease proteolytic subunit 6, chloroplastic. Gene Ontology annotation, cellular component: endopeptidase Clp complex. The transcript is spliced from 9 exons. Lineage: Eukaryota; Viridiplantae; Streptophyta; Magnoliopsida; Fabales; Fabaceae. Gene Ontology annotation, biological process: protein quality control for misfolded or incompletely synthesized proteins. The record is from RefSeq and is a predicted model, not a curated record. Gene Ontology annotation, molecular function: ATP-dependent peptidase activity; serine-type endopeptidase activity; ATPase binding. The coding region runs from base 108 to 932 and encodes 274 amino acids.
AAGCCCAAAAAGAACAAGUACAUCCAAUGGGCUCACUCAGUAGAACUUUGAGAUGAGAUGGAAUAACUCAUUUUUGGUUUGAAGCUUCACACAACAAGUUUCAAACAAUGGUAUCUCAAGCUCUAUCAGUUCCUGCAAUUCCUACUUUCACUAUCGCCUCUCACCGCAGAAUCCCUUCCCAACUCGCGUUUUCUCACAGAAACUCCUGCACGAUAUCUUCUUCCUUGCCAAGCCCCUAUGGCCACUCAUCUAAAAUGGGGUUAUCAAGUAAAACCAGUGAUUUUCGUUUAAAACUCGAUGAGAAAACUACACAUGAUGUUAGUACUACAAGUUAUGGUGCAAUUGAAGCCAGUGGGAACCCGCCAGUAUCACCAGCCAUCAUGACUCCGGGAGGAGCUCUUGAUCUCUCAUCUGUUUUGUUCAGGAAUCGUAUAAUAUUCGUAGGACAGCCAAUUAAUGGACAAGUGGCUCAGAGAGUUAUUUCGCAGCUUUUGACUCUGGCUACUAUUGAUGAAGAAUCAGAUAUACUGAUGUAUAUCAAUUGCCCUGGUGGAAGCACUUAUUCAGUGCUUGCAAUUUAUGAUUGCAUGUCUUGGAUAAAGCCAAAGGUUGGUACAGUAGUUUUCGGAGUAGCUGCAAGCCAAGGAACACUUCUCCUUGCAGGUGGGGAGAAGGGAAUGCGCUAUGCAAUGCCAAAUGCACGCAUUGUGAUGAAUCAACCACGGUGUGGAUUUGGGGGUCAUGUUGAGGAUGUGCAACGUCUAGUGAAUGAAGCUGUUCAAUCCCGCUAUAAAAUGGAGAAGAUGUUUAGUGCAUUCACCGGACAGCCAUUGGAGAAGGUGCAAGAGUUCACAGAUAGGGACAACUUUCUAUCUGUUUCUGAGGCUUUGGACUUUGGUCUUAUUGAUGGUGUCUUGGAAACACGGUAUUGACAAGAUCAUGUGUUGUAUAUUUGUAUUUCUAAAAAGUUGAAAAAAUUAAUUCUUGUCCAUCUGAUAUUGUAGAAUUUCAUUAGUUCUAUAAGCAGAUCUGGAUUACACGUAGUAACUGCAUGUUCGAUUUGUAACUGAAGUCUGCAAUCGUUUAUACUUUAUAGUUCAUUUUAUUAGUGUGUAA